AUGGACAAGAUCAGAGAGAAGCUCAGCAACUUGAAACUCGAAGCUGAAAGCUGGCAGGAAAAGUAUGAGGAGGUCAAGGAGCAAUUGAAGCAGCUGGAGCAGGACAACACCGAAAAGGAGAACCACAUCAAGUCGCUCACAACCAAGAACCAACAUUUGGAAGACGAGGUGGAGAAAUUGGAAUCGGAGCUUUCAGAACACAAGCAGUUGUCAGAAGACUCGCAUAACUUGCGUUCGCACAACGAAAACUUUACGAAGAAGAACCAACAGUUGGAAGAGGAGCUGGAAGAAAGCGACUCGAAGCUCAAGGAAACCACUGACAAGUUGCGCGAAACAGACCUCAAGGCGGAGGGUCUCGAGCGCAAGGUAGUUUCCCUCGAGCAGGAGCGUGACGACUGGGAGAAGAAGUAUGAGGAGCUGACCGCUAAGUACGACGAGGCGAAGAAGGAGCUAGACGAGAUCGCUGCAUCGCUCGAAAAUUUAUGA
This is a messenger RNA of Lachancea dasiensis, 486 nucleotides long. The record is from the annotation of a GenBank genome assembly. Lineage: Eukaryota; Fungi; Ascomycota; Saccharomycetes; Saccharomycetales; Saccharomycetaceae.